Messenger RNA from Erinaceus europaeus (western European hedgehog), 2461 nucleotides. RefSeq names its product mitogen-activated protein kinase kinase kinase 8 (gene MAP3K8). The transcript is spliced from 8 exons. Gene Ontology annotation, biological process: protein phosphorylation. Gene Ontology annotation, molecular function: ATP binding; protein kinase activity. Bases 139 to 1542 code for a protein of 467 amino acids. NCBI's taxonomy places the organism in Eukaryota, Metazoa, Chordata, Mammalia, Eulipotyphla, Erinaceidae. The record is from RefSeq and is a predicted model, not a curated record.
CCGAGAAAGGGGAAAUGGCCUGGGGGGGCGCUGAGUCAGGGUGCUGGGGCUCAGUCAGCCGCGCGGGCGGGCCGCGGGGACGCCAGGGGACAGCCGCUGUGCUCCCAGGGGCGCCUGCUGGCUGCCGGCGGCCCCAGGAUGGAGCGUGCGGGCACGUGCGGUGACCCCAGGGAGGAGCUGGACCUGCUGCUGACACACGUGCACGUGUCCGACGUGCUGGACAUCAUGGAGAGCCUGUACUGCGGCGAGGAGACGGCGGCGCCGGAGCCCGGCUCCAGGACCUCGCGCCAGGACAGUCACCAGGACCAGGGGCACUCGGACCCCGUCCUGCUCAGCGCUCCGGAGCGGCCCGGGCCGGCCUCGGUCAGGUACGGCACCGUGGACGACCUGCUGGCCUUCGCCAACCACAUCUCCAACGCUGCCCAGCGGCUGUAUGGGCACCGAUGCCAGGAAUCUGGGAUCCUGCUGAACAUGGUGAUCGCCCCCCAGAACGGACGUUACCAGAUCGACUCAGACGUGCUCCUGGUGCCCUGGAAGCUCACCUACCGGAGCAUCGGCUCUGACUUCAUCCCCCGUGGUGCCUUCGGCAAGGUGUACCUGGCGCAGGACAUGAAGACGAAGAAGCGGAUGGCGUGCAAGCUGAUCCCGGUGGAGCAGUUCAAGCCCUCGGACGUGGAGAUCCAGGCCCGCUUCCAGCACGAGAACAUCGCCGAGCUGUACGGGGUGGUGCUGUGGGGCGAGACGGUGCACCUGUUCAUGGAGGCGGGCGAGGGGGGCUCCGUGCUGGAGAAGCUGGAGAGCUGUGGGCCCCUGCGUGAGUUCGAGAUCAUCUGGGUGACCAAGCACGUGCUCAAAGGACUGGAUUUCCUGCACUCCAAGGGGGUGAUCCACCAUGACAUCAAGCCCAGCAACAUUGUCUUUACGCCCACAAAGGCCGUGCUGGUGGACUUUGGCCUGAGUGUUCAGAUGACAGAAGACAUCUAUUUCCCUAAGGACCUUCGAGGAACAGAGAUCUACAUGAGCCCGGAGGUGAUCCUGUGCCGUGGCCACUGCACCAAGGCCGACAUCUACAGCCUGGGCGCCACCCUGAUCCACAUGCAGACGGGCACCCCCCCCUGGGUGAAGCGCUACCCCCGCUCGGCCUACCCCUCCUACCUCUACAUCAUCCACAAGCAGGCCCCCCCACUGGAGGACAUUGCGGGGGACUGCAGCCCCGGCCUGCGUGGCCUGAUGGAGGCCGCCCUGGAGAGGAACCCCAACCUGCGGCCGCCGGCUGCCGACCUGCUGAGGCACGGUGCCCUACACCCGCCCCGGGAGGACCAGCCGCGCUGCCAGAGCCUGGACUCGGCCCUCCUGGAACGGCAAAGGCUGCACGGCCGCCAGGAGCCGGCACUGCCAGAGAAUACCGCGGAUUCCUCCUGCACUGGAAUCACGGAGGAGUCAGAGGUGCUGCGGAGGCAACGCUCUCUCUACAUAGACCUGGGGGCGCUGGCCGGCUACUUGAGCCUGGUGCGGGGGCCCCCGACGCUGGAGUACGGCUGAGUGAGGCCGGUGAGGCUGGUGAGGCUGGUGAGGCCGGUGAGGCUGGUGAGGCCGGUGAGGCUGGUGAGGCCUCCACCCCCAGCCCCUCUGUGGCGGCUCAGGGCUCUGCCAUGUCAACUGCCACGUUCUCCCCGACUGGUGAAUGUUCACCCCUCCAGCGUGUGGGGAGCUGCCCGGGGCCGACACAUCUCACCGUCCUCGCUUCCAUCUCCGGUGGCUCCGAACGUCCGGGAGGCUGUGAGUUCCCAGAAGAGCCAUUUCCGGGCUGGUUCCGCUCACUGUGCAGUCUGCCCAGAUCCUAAAAACAACCCGAGACGAUCUGGUGGCCUGUGAUGGUCCUGUUGGCUUUGGUUCCAGCCUGGGGUCUCCGUUUAACUCAGGAGCCACUUUGUGUGCGCCGCUGUCUGUAGGGCCUCAUCUAAAGUCUCUCACAGCGGUCAACAAGACUGGACAGCUAGCUGGACAGCGUCCUCACGGUGGUGGCUGCUGAGUGGGCCGCCCCCGCAGACCCUGGUGGCAGGCGCUGUCAUGUUCCUAUGGAAACGGUUGUGGAGUACGUGCUAUGCCUCAGACAUUUGAAACGUCAUGUUUUGAAUGUGAAUAAAACUGUGUGAACCACAUAAUUUCUGUACAUCCCAAAGGAUGACACUGUGACCUCUAAAGAAAAUAACACACGUGUAAAUUCUUAACAGAGCUGCUUUAAUCCUUCAAGCCACCUCCUCUGAGCACCAUCUGUGGAAACGCCAUACCGUGUAUGUCUUCCGCUGGAUGCCUGCCUGACUCUCCCUCACACCUAUUUUUAACACGAUGUGUCAGGAUACUCCUACUUAAAGCGGGUUUUGAAAUCAUGCAAAUGAAACCAACACUUGCCCAAUAUCGUUGGCCAGAUCAACUGAAUAAAUGUAGUAUUUUUGCCUUA